This is a messenger RNA of Melanotaenia boesemani (Boeseman's rainbowfish), 3019 nucleotides long. It is a transcript of the gene tor2a, whose product is annotated as torsin family 2, member A. The transcript is spliced from 5 exons. Lineage: Eukaryota; Metazoa; Chordata; Actinopteri; Atheriniformes; Melanotaeniidae. The coding region runs from base 241 to 1176 and encodes 311 amino acids. The record is from RefSeq and is a predicted model, not a curated record. Gene Ontology annotation, molecular function: ATP hydrolysis activity; ATP binding. Gene Ontology annotation, cellular component: nuclear envelope; endoplasmic reticulum lumen.
GUGAAGUCAUGAAAUCAGCCGAAGCUGCAUCUGGACUCGGCUGUUGAACUGUGAUCCUCCAACGUGUCUUUCUUCAGAUGCAUCCUGGGAGAUGUAGUGUUAUCAGUCAUUAAUCUCCGUAUUUCUGCACGUCUACCCGGAAGUAGAAAAACUACAACUUUCCAAUCUUUUGAUGGACGGAAAGCAGCUGUAGAAGGCGAAUGCGCGGUCUCCUUUUCUGUCAGCAAGCAGGCAGGCAAAAUGUUGAUUAUUCUGUUUGGUCUGUUUUUAUUCCUUUACAGACCGGUCUGCUGCGUUUUUCAGAAACUUUACUGCACCAUAUCAGAGAGUUGUGACUGUGACUUUAAGCCAAAUAUUAGAGGUUUGGAGUGGGACCUCUAUAAGAAUGUCUACGGACAACAUCUGGCUCAGGACAUCUUGUCGGAGGAGGUGGCAAAGUUCCUUAAUAAUAAAAAUCCUGAUCGGCCCCUGGUACUGUCAUUCCAUGGCUCUUCGGGGACGGGAAAGACACUGGUCAGCUCCAUGCUGGGGAAUCAUCUGUAUGGCUCAGCGAUGAGCAGCCCAUACAUCCACCAGUUUGUCCCCACGCUUCACUUUCCUUCACCCCAGCGGGUCAAACACUACAGGAAGGAGCUGAAGAGCUGGGUGGAGGGAAACCUGACAGAGUGCGCUCGCUCCGUCUUCAUUUUUGAUGAGAUGGAGAAGAUGCCUCCGGGCUUUAUCAAUGUUCUGGAGCCCUUCUUGGGGCCCUCCCAUGUUGUGUUUCGCACCAACUACCGCAAGGCCAUCUACAUCUUCAUCAGCAUCUCUGGAGAGGACGUGAUUAACAAGGUGGCUCUGGAGAACCGGCAGGCUGGGCAGGAAAGAGAGGAUAUUAAGUUGGCCGACCUAGAAGAAGCCAUCGCACAUGCAGUUUAUAACAACAACACAAGUGGUUUCUUCAAGUCCAGCAUCAUAAAGCAGAGCCUCGUCACCCGCUUCGUCCCCUUCCUGCCGCUGAGCCGGUGCCAUGUUGAGCGCUGCAUUCGCUCCCAGCUCUGCCAGCAGGGCAGCUGCAGCCGGCAGGAUGUGGUGGAGGCGGUCGGGAGAGUCAUGAUCUACGCUCCUGUCCCGGGAAAGUACUUCUCCACCACAGGCUGCAAAGCCGUCUCUGCCAAAAUCAGCUUCUUCCUCUAAGAGAAGGACAUACGUGUUUUCCUCUCAGGAUGGAAAAGGAAUAACUUCUUUAUUUUUUGAGAGAGUUGUCAGCAUUUUAUGCCUUAUCAAAGGCAGCUGGAGGGAAACAAUGUGGAUGACGUGUAGCCAGAAACCAGCUGGGUGACUCUUUGCUCAUGAGCCGAGCAUCAGGCUACAUUUGGAACCAAAGGGAUCUGAACUUAUAACCGUCAGGAAUCAAGUCCGCGUUGUGCCAUCUGUGUUUCCCAGAAGGCAUUGCUGCUGCUCCCAGGGCAUUAUUCAGUGUCUGAACGCUACCUCUAACUCAGUUUUAGUUUUAAUUCCAGACCUUCAGGUUGGUAAGGCAGCGUUUCAGCUUUCACAGCUGCGCUUCACCAGAUGUUUCAAGGGUCCUCGAGGGCCGCUGUCCUGCAGGUUUUCAAUGUUUCCUGCUUCAGCACACCUGACUCAAAUGAAAUGGAUCCAACAGCCUAUUAAGUUUUGCACAAUUACUCGUUAAUUUGGGUCAGGUGGUUUUGGAGCAGGGACACAUGGAAAACCUGCAGGAUUGUGUCCCUCGAGGACCGGAGCUGGACACCCCUGCAGUACACCAUCCUUUCACCUUCAUGCUGCUGAAGCGUCUCACAGUUUUACCUGGAGCAGAUGGAGGUUUGAUCCCUCGUUCAGCAGUAAACCAGAUGGCAGCAGAUGGAGCUUAUACUUGAUUUAUUUUCACUUCGUUGUUCCAGGUUUUUAGUUAAAGGGAUCAGAGAUUCAGAAUGUCUCAGAAAUUAUUUUUUAAUGUUUCUUUUUUUUAACUGAGGGAAGCAAAAUAUUAAAAUAUCUUGUCUCCUGAAUAUUAUCUCUUUGGAAAACGGAGUGUGAUGCACGAUGAGGCAUAAUUUGGCAAAUAAUGAAAUCAUGAAGCUAAUUAAGAUGCUCAUUAACUGAUAUUAAUAAAAUAUAAACUUAACUAUUUAUUUGGACUGAAAUUAGUGUGCCAAAUGAUUUUUUUUUUUUAAAGAUUUAUAAUUUGUAGCUGUCCACUAUCAUAAUGGCCACGUUUGCAUGCGUUUUAAUACAUUUUACAUACAUUUAAAUCCUCCUUAAAAAUUACCUUGUAAGCACGUAAUUCCGAAUAAAAAUGGCCAUUCUUAAUUAAACUUAAAUCCCAAGUAAGUGGAUGGUUUAUUCUGAUUUUAAAUAAAAACUGAUUAUGUUUACAUUUAUUCCGCUUUUAAUUAAUUCCGGUUCUGCUCGUUCUCUUGUCCAGUCACGAUGACGGUACCGUACUCUUUCCCUUCUUCUCUGACUAAAGUGCUUCAAAACUAGAAUCAAAAAUCAGAGCGGAAAUGGUUCUUAUUAUGUGGUAUUCCUAGCUUUUCCAUGUUGUAGACAAAAAGAAGCAGGAUGAGAGAGCACCCCCCCCCCCUCCCGUAGAUGUAACUACGUCACGUCUGCCCGGUCCAACCAGAACCCUUCCCAACCCCCAGAUCCAAAGCGGAUUUGAAUAAAGGCGAUUAAACGAGUUUUCCAAAUAAAGCUCAAUUUGGAAUUACUAUUUCCAUGUAAACGUGAAGAAGAAUACUUUAAUUUUGAAUAAUUAAUUCUGAAUUUAAAAACACCAUGUGACCGUGGCCGUCACACUGUGGGAGCACAACACUAACACAGCCACCAGGUGGCAGCAAAGAGUUUAUCCAGGAGUGUUGGUGGUGAAGCUGAGUUCACCUGCAGCUUUGUGCUUUUAUUCACUUAUGUAAGUGUGUUUUAUUUACAUAUUUCGGUUUGUUUACACACAACUGUAUUCAUAUAAAAACAUGCCAAAUGCACUUUAUGGAGAAUAAAAUGGACCGGAUGAUUUUAA